AUGGCUGCAAGAAGAGACCCGCUCUACAAUUUCCAGACCUUGCCUGGAUUCCGGUACCGGCUGGUAGUGGUGGCUGAGGAACGGGUAGGGGAGAAUUGGGUCGUGCGUUCUGAGAACGACCUGAGCACCUUCUCCCCUUUCGACCAGAGUGGGGUCCGUGAGAUCAUCUGCCGGGUGCGGGCCGAGUAUGAAGGGAGGGCACCCCGCCGCCGCACCGCCCGGAUCUCCACGGCCACGAGACCGCGCCGACGGGCCCCACAGCCACCCUCACCACCACCACCUUACUCCCCGGCGACGGCUACAACACCACCACCAGCGAUCCCAUCGGCACCGGAGGAAUACAGCCCGGUGCCGAUGAGCGACUCACCAGCGUCACCGGUGGAGUAUUCACCGCGGUCACCGUCCCCCGCACCACCUCCCAGUCCAGCCCAGAGUCCGUCGCUGCUGGUGGCAGCCACGUCAUCACCACCGAGACCGGCAGCCCCUGCAAGACCCCCACCACCUACCAUCCGGUUUGCAGGGAGGACUCCACCACCACCGAGGCCAACCCACGCACCGGUGGCAACUCAUCCCCCGAGGAACCACCCUAUGACUGUCCCUGGCUGGGCAGAUAGGGCGGUUCCCAUCUGGUUUAAGUGCCCUGUCUGCUGGCAAGACAGGCCAUCUGAGGUAGGGAAUGUUUUCGAGGACGUCCGCGCUCUCGCCUUUUUAAACCGAGCGCAACGUCAAAAUCGGGCAUUCCGAUUUUUUAAAGGAACCAGAACCAUGAGCCGCAGAGUAGGACCAGACCCUACGGUGAAUGAUUAUUGUAUCAAAUGUGAGGAGGAUUGGGACGAAGAGAUUGCCCAGCCAGCCUCACGGGAGGCUCUUCCCCCACCGCCCAUGAGCCAGGAUCUGCCCCCGCCAGAGGAAAACUGGGACGCAGAGAUGGAAGUGGUACAGCGGCCUCCGGGGAGAAUGUUUUUUAAACACGGGUGGUUGCCUGUGUUUGUGUUUGACCACGAGCAACCCCCGGAGGAGCAGAAAAAGAAGAGAAGAAAGAAGAAGAAGAAUAACAGACAGUGA
Ostrea edulis (European flat oyster) is the source of this 1065-nucleotide messenger RNA. Its product is annotated as ESX-1 secretion-associated protein EspI-like. Bases 1 to 1065 code for a protein of 354 amino acids. The record is from RefSeq and is a predicted model, not a curated record. Lineage: Eukaryota; Metazoa; Mollusca; Bivalvia; Ostreida; Ostreidae. The transcript has 2 exons.